GAUGCGGCGGCGCGGCGCCCAGGAUGCCCCGCAGCCCCGGGACGCGCCUCAGACCUGCCAAGUACAUCCCGGUGGCCACAGCCGCUGCGCUGCUGGUCGGCUCCAGCACCUUGUUCUUCGUGUUCACGUGCCCGUGGCUCACACGAGCUGUGUCCCCUGCGGUUCCUGUCUACAAUGGCAUCAUCUUCCUGUUUGUCCUGGCCAACUUCAGCAUGGCCACCUUCAUGGACCCUGGUGUCUUCCCACGAGCGGACGAGGACGAGGACAAGGAAGACGACUUCCGGGCUCCACUGUACAAGAACGUGGACGUGAGAGGCAUCCAGGUCCGCAUGAAGUGGUGCGCCACGUGCCACUUCUACCGCCCGCCCCGCUGCUCCCACUGCAGCGUCUGCGACAACUGCGUGGAGGACUUUGACCACCACUGCCCCUGGGUCAACAACUGCAUCGGGCGCCGCAACUACCGCUACUUCUUCCUGUUCCUGCUGUCGCUCAGCGCACACAUGGUGGGUGUCGUGGCCUUUGGCCUGGUCUACGUGCUGAACCACGCUGAGGGGCUGGGAGCCGCCCACACCACCAUUACAAUGGCGGUCAUGUGUGUGGCUGGCCUCUUCUUCAUCCCCGUCAUCGGCCUCACCGGCUUCCAUGUGGUGCUGGUCACGCGGGGGCGCACCACCAACGAACAGGUGACGGGGAAGUUCCGCGGGGGCGUGAACCCCUUCACUCGCGGCUGCUAUGGGAACGUGGAGCAUGUGCUGUGCAGCCCCCUGGCACCCCGGUACGUGGUAGACUCGCCCCGGCUGCCACUCACCGUGAGCCUGAAGCCGCCCUUCCUCCGGCCCGAGCUCCUGGAGCGUGGUGCACCCCUCAAGGUCAAGCUUAGUGACAAUGGGCUGAAGGCCGGCCUGGGGCGCAGCAAGUCUAAGGGUAGCCUGGACCAACUGGACGAGAAGCCGAUGGACCUGGGGCCACCCCUGCCCCCAAAGGUGGAGGCAGGGACCUUUAGCAGUGACCUGCAGACCCCGCGCCGGGGCAGUGCCGAGAGUGCCCUGUCCGUGCAGAGGACCAGUCCCCCGACACCCGCUAUGUACAAGUUCCGGCCCACCUUCUCCACAGGGCCCAAGGCGCCCUUUUGCAGUCAGGGAGAGCAGGUCCCAGGCCCGGACUCCCUGACCCUAGGGGAUGACAGCAUCCAUAGCCUGGACUUUGUGUCCGAGCCCAGCCUGGACCUCCCUGACUACACGCCUAGCGGCCUGCACACAGCCUAUCCCCCGUCGCCCCCGCUCAGCGCCGCCGAUGCCUUCUCAGGUGCCUUGCGCACCCUGAGCCUCAAGGCUGCAGGCCGGCGGGGUGGGGACCAUGUGGCCCUGCAGCCCCUGCAGCCCCUGCGUGCUGAGGGCGGGCCCCCCACACCCCGCCGAGGCCUCUUUGCUCCUCACGCGCUGCCCAACCGCAGUGGCAGCUUGUCCUAUGACAGCCUGCUCAACCCCGGCUCACCCGGGGGCCACACCUGCCCAGCCCCCCCCUCGGCCAGCGCGGCUGCCUACCGCUCGCCCUACCUGCACCCGGGCACGGCUGGCGAGCCGCCUCGGCCCCCGCCCCGCAGCUUCAGCCCCGUGCUGGGCCCCCGGCCGCGCGAGCCCUCGCCCGUGCGCUACGACAACCUGUCCAGAGCCAUCAUGGCCUCCAUCCAGGAGCGCAAGGACCGGGAGGAGCGCGAGCGGCUGCUGCGCUCCCAGGCCGACUCGCUCUUUGGUGACUCGGGGGUCUACGACACCCCCAGCUCCUACAGCCUGCAGCAGGCCAGCAUGCUGUCCGAGGGCUCCCGCGGCCCCCCGACGCUCUACGGCUCCAGGGAUGACCUCGUGUCGGGGCCUGGCUUCGGGGGUGCCCGCAACCCUGCCCUGCAGGCCUCGCUGUCCUCACUGUCAAGUGCGGUGAGCCGCGCGCCGAGGACGUCCUCCUCCUCCUUGCAGGCCGACCUGGCUAAUAGUCAGGUCCCAGGGCCCCGGCCGGGCAGCGGCUCACACAGGUCACCGGCACGCCACGGACCGCCUUCACCACCCAGCACCCCACGCUCACCCUCCUACCCAGGCCCCAAGGCCGUCUCCUUCAUCCACACGGAUCUCCCAGAGACGCCGCCCUCACUGGCUGUGCAGAGGGACCACCCUCAGCUGAAGACCCCCCCAAGUAAGCUUAAUGGGCAGUCCCCAGGCCUGGCCCGCCUGGGGCCUGCUGCCGGCCCUCCAGGGCCCUCUGCCAGCCCCGCCCGGCACACACUCGUUAAGAAGGUGUCCGGCGUGGGUGGGACCACGUACGAGAUCUCGGUGUGAGGACUGACCGCCACCUGCCUGCCACGGCGCCACAGGGACCGGGACCCCCCAGCGGUGGCCCAUCCCCGACUUCUCUGCCCCAGGGAUGAGGAUGAGGCCCACGCCUGGUGUGGACACGUCAGUAGGAGAGAGAGCGCCUCC
Orycteropus afer afer is the source of this 2471-nucleotide messenger RNA. RefSeq names its product zinc finger DHHC-type palmitoyltransferase 8 (gene ZDHHC8). Gene Ontology annotation, molecular function: palmitoyltransferase activity. The record is from RefSeq and is a predicted model, not a curated record. NCBI's taxonomy places the organism in Eukaryota, Metazoa, Chordata, Mammalia, Tubulidentata, Orycteropodidae. Gene Ontology annotation, biological process: protein palmitoylation.